AGGGAGCCCGAGGAAAGCGGGAAUGUGGCAGAGAAACGUGGGAACCUGGUAGAGGAAAGCGAGAACCUGGUGGAGGAAAGCUGGAGCCUAGUGCAGAUAAGUGGGAACCUGAUAAAGGAAAUCUGGGAUGUGGCAGAGGAAAACAGGAGCCCGGCAGAGGAAAACAGGAGCCCAGCAGAGGAAAACAGGAGCCCUGCAAAGGAAAGUUGGGAACCCAGCAGAGGAGAGUGGGAACCUGAUGGAGGAAAGCAGGAGCCCAGUGGUCCCAGAGAACUGCAGCACAGCACCUGUCCCUCUGGAAGCCACUGCUGUCCUGGCAGAUCUCAGCCAGCCAACCCCGUGCCCUCCUCACCCGCUCUCCGUGCACUGUCAGGACACCGUGGGUCAGAACUGUUCUCCCCCUGCAGCAGGAGAUGCUGAAGCGGGGAUCCCAAUGGAGGUGCCGCAGGAGGAGGUUGCUGCAGAGAAGCUGUCAAUGCCCAAAACACCCUCUAAGGGUCUGGAAGAGGACAAGGGCCAGGAAGAGGAGGCUGUGAAAGAUUCAGAGAAUACUGGCCAAGAUCUGGUGGCCGACAUUCCUGAAGAACCGGGAAAGGAGGUGACACCAGAUGUCCACAAAACGACAGAACAGGCAGAUCCCAGCCCAGGGGAGCCGGAGAAGGACUCCUGCGUGGGCCGGCCCAUGGCCUGCCAGCGAAAUUCCACCCGGGAAUUUUACUCCUGCCCCAUCUGCAGGAAAACCUUCCUGCUGAAGAUCAACCUCCUGAUCCACCAGCGUGGCCACACCAACUGGGUGCCCUAUGUCUGCGUCCACUGCGACCGCAAGUUCAUGUCCAAGAAGAAGAUCAGGCGGCACCUCCGCGCCUGGGCAGCCAACGGGACGUGCCAGCCCUCGGAGCUGGAGGUGUGUCCCAGCCAGGUGCCAUUCCCAGCAUCCCAUCCCCAAACCUGGCCAGCUAACGGGACGUACCAGGCCUCGAAGCCAGAGGAGUGUCCCAGUAGGACACCAUGCCCAACAUCUCAGCCCCAAACCUGGGCACCCAAUGGCACCUGCCAGCCCUUGGAUGCAAAGGCAUGUCCCAGCCAAGGGACACCAUGCCCAACAUCCCAGCCCCAAACUUGGGCACCCAACGUGCCCUGCCAGCCCUUGGAUGCAAAUGCAUGUCCCAGCCAGGGGACACCAUGCCCAACAUCCCAGCCCCAAACUUGGGCACCCAACAGUGCCUGCCAGCCCUUGGAUGCAAAUGCAUGUCCCAGCCAAGGGACACCAUGCUCAACAUCCCAGCCCCAAACCUGGGCACCCAACGGCACCUGCCAGCCCUUGGAUGCAAAUGCAUGUCCCAGCCAAGGGACACCAUGCUCAACAUCCCAGCCUCAAACCUGGGCACCCAACAGUGCCUGCCAGCCCUUGGAUGCAAAUGCAUGUCCCAGCCAAGGGACACCAUGCUCAACAUCCCAGCCUCAAACCUGGGCACCCAACAGUGCCUGCCAGCCCUUGGAUGCAAAUGCAUGUCCCAGCCAGGGGACACCAUGCCCAACAUCCCAGCCCCAAACUUGGGCACCCAACGGCACCUGCCAGCCCUUGGAUGCAAAUGCAUGUCCCAGCCAGGGGCCAUGCCCGGCAUCCCAGUGCCCAACAUCCCAGCCCCAAACCUGGGCAGCCAAUGGCACCUGCCAGGCCUCGAAGCCGGAGGAGUGUCCCAGCCAGACCCUGUGCCCGUCCUCGCAGCCACAAGCCCCGAGCAGGGACUGUGGCACGGUGUGGCAGGAGCCCGGCCCUGCCAGGUGCUCGCUGCCACCUGGAAAAGUGAUGUACACGUGCACCGAGUGCCGGGAGAGCUUCUCCAACCAGGUCUUCCUGACGGUGCACCAGCGGCGGCACUCCGGCCACCACCUCAUCCUGUGUCCCUGCUGCAACCGCAGCUUCACCUGGGUCUCGGAUUUCGUCCGGCAGCACUGGAUGCACAUGGGUGUCCGGCCCCACCAGUGUGGCAUCUGCCAGAAAACCUUCAAGAGGUUCUACCACCUCAAGGUGCACCAGAGGAUCCACAGGCGGCAGGAGCGGCCGUUCACCUGCGCCAACCCGGGGCCCGUCGUGGCGGCACCCGCAGCUGGAGACGGGGUGGGAAGCCAGGCUGUGACCCCCCAGGGAUGGGGCGCUGCUGUGGGACCUUGAGGUGUCCUCCCGGAAUGGGAGGCCGCUGUUGGAUCUCAGGGUGUACACCCAGGGGUGGGAAGCUGCUGCUGGAAUUUGAGGUGACUUCCCAGAGGCUUGAGGUGACCUCCCACGAUGCUGCUGAUGGACUUUGAGGUGACGUCCCGGACACAGGGUGCUGCUGAUGGACUUUAAGUUGGCCUCCCUAGGAUAGGAGGCUGCUGUCUGAUCUUGAGGUGAAGAAUGGGAUGCUGUUGCUUGUGGGCAUUGAGGUGUCCUCUCAGGAAUGGGAUACGUGAUGAAUUUUGAGGUGUCUUCUCAGAAAUAAGAUGCUGCUGUUGAACCUGGAGGUGACCUCCUGAGAACAGGGUGGUGCUACUGGACCUUGAAGUGACUCCCAGGGAUGCAAUGCUGCUGCUGGAUUUUGAAGUGACCUCCUGGGGACCGGAGGCCACUGUCAGACCUUCUCCCCUCUAUCCCUCUCCAGAUGAAGGCUGGAACAUGGACAUUUUCUGGCUCCCCUGCCCUGGUGUGGGGACAGGGGGCACCUGCCCAGCCCAUGUGAGGGGGCUCCUUGUUCCCAAGCCCUGGUGGGGCGGGUGGGAUGCUGGGAGUGGGUCCCUUUUGUGGAGAGUGCCAAUAGAUGCUGUAGAAACCAGGAUGCUGCACGUGGAUUCCUUGAGGGGGCUCUGGGAGGGUCCUGCUGGGUCUGCCUGGGUGGGCAGCACCAGGAACGGGAUC
Messenger RNA from Camarhynchus parvulus, 2896 nucleotides. Its product is annotated as zinc finger protein 775-like. Gene Ontology annotation, biological process: regulation of DNA-templated transcription. The transcript is spliced from 3 exons. The coding region runs from base 128 to 2176 and encodes 682 amino acids. Lineage: Eukaryota; Metazoa; Chordata; Aves; Passeriformes; Thraupidae. The record is from RefSeq and is a predicted model, not a curated record.